Molecule: messenger RNA, 6412 nt
Organism: Triplophysa rosa
Lineage: Eukaryota; Metazoa; Chordata; Actinopteri; Cypriniformes; Nemacheilidae
Gene: lurap1
Product: leucine rich adaptor protein 1
Exons: 3
Coding region: 345-1376 (343 amino acids)
Biological process (GO): positive regulation of cytokine production; positive regulation of canonical NF-kappaB signal transduction
Source: RefSeq, a predicted model, not a curated record
UGCGUUCUGCGAUGUGUUUUUUAGCCUUGCUGUCAUGCAGGUGGAAUUCAGUUCAGCAGCAGUAUGAUUCAACCACAUCAGGACAUAUACUGCCCGAGCAAAUCUCCUGUCAAGACCUGACUUCAUCUAUUAUUCACGUGAAUGCAGUCAUGGCAUCCUUAGCACAACCGUGGAGUUUAAACUGCGUGUAGACGGAAUACAUUACAAACGACGAAUCUCGGAGGAGACGCGCAUCAUGCUCAGGUGCUCUGCGUUUCACAGUAAAGGAGACAACAUAUCCUGCAUUUGGGAAAGAAAACACUGGCGUGAACGUUUCAGACAUUAAUCAGAUCCUUUUUAUAAUCAUGGAGGAAAGCAAUACAUCAGUCCCAGAUUUGAAGGACCUGGAGGUGAAAGUUGGGAGAAAGACCCCAGAAGGACUCCUCAAGUGGAUGAGAGAGGACCACAAAACUAUCUCUCAUCAUCAGACUGAAAACAAAGAAACAGAGAAAAAGGGCUUGGACGAGAAGAUCCGAAAACUGAAGCUGGAAAUGGCUCAUCUACGAGCGGCAGAUGUCAAGAUCCUGAACCAGUUGAUAGCAUUACACGAGGGCAUUGAGGCAGUAAAAUGGCUUCUGGAGGAACGCGGUGCACUCACCAGCCGCUGUAGCAGUCUGACCAGCAGCCAGUAUAGCUUGGGGGAGGGCCCCGACACAUCUUGGAGGGGCAGCUGGAGCAGCCUGCAGGAUCCCCAUGAUAAAUUAGACAACAUUUCCAUUGGCAGCUAUUUAGACACGUUAGCCGAUGAUCUGGAUGAGCACUGCCCCUCCAGCGGCACUGAUUCUAUACUCUGUGGUACCCCUAUUGGGACAGAGGUCUCCAGAGGUCCCGGAGGUGGGAUGAGCGGCGGCUCUGGAUCCGGUACAAGAUCUCAACAAGUCAGUUCCAAUGCCACUGGAUCCGGUACAAGAUCUCCACAAGUCAGUUCCAAUGCCACUGGAUCUGGUACAAGAUCUCCACAAGUCAGUUCCAAUGCCACUGGAUCUGGUACAAGAUCUCCACAAGUCAGUUCCAAUGCUCCUAAAGAAGAUGCUCAGGUUUGGAAGGCGUUGUCUGAGACGGGAAGACCACACCCUUCUGUCAAAAAUGACACUAAUAAUGCAAAGGCCAACAAAACCAAUGGAAUCCUGGACAAAGCAGUGAAGAAAAUUGUUGGCUCAGACUCACCCAGAGUCUGUUUGGCUGAGAAGCUGGGGAAGAAUCUAAGCCCUAAGAUGAAACCGUACAAGAAUGGCAAGGUCGAGCCGGAGACCUGCAAAAUGAAUGGCAAAGUUCAGCUGGAGUAUGAUGCGCACUGGCGUUGGGUGCAGUCCCAGGAUGAUGUCACAUUUUUGUAAUGAUGUACAGUAUUAUCAAACCAGAUUUGCUGGGUUUGACCUGGUGUUGUUCUUUGCUCACCACUGAGCUUUUGUUUAAAAAAACAAACCUUGGUUUUUUAUUACACCAACCUCAAUCUCUUUAAAGGGAUAGUUCACCCCAAAAUGAAAAUUCUGUCAUGAAUUACUCACCCUCAAGUUGUUCCAAUCCUGUAUACAUUUCUUUGAUCCACUUAAAGGAGUAGUUCAUUUUCAUGAUAAUUUACCCCCGUGUCAUCCAAGAUGUUUAUGUAUUUGUUUCUUUAGUCAAAAAGAAAUUAAGGUUUUUGAUGAAAACAUUCCAGGAUUUUCUCCAUAUAGUGGACUUCAAUGGACUCCAAACGGUUGAAGGUCAAAAUUACAGUUUCAGUUUCAGUUACAGCUUCAAAGGGCUUUAAAUGAUACCAGACGAUGAAUAAGGGUCUUAUCUAGCGAAACGAUUGGUCAUUUUCUAAAAGAAAAAUGUAUAUGCUUUAUAAACACAAAUGCUCGCCUUACUCUGUUUUGCGAUGCGUGUUCAUGACUUCACAUAAUACGUAAUUAUGUUGAAACUGUAAUUGAAAACGAGCUACUCCUUUAACACAAAGAAAGAUAUUUGGAAGAAUGUUAAGAAUAAUUUAAAUGGUAGUCAGAUGUGCCCCAGAACAGUUUGCUUUCCCAAAUUCCUCAAAAUAACAGAACAAAAAAUUACAGUCAGUUGCUAACAAAUAUCCAAAUAUCAUUCUUUGUGUUCAACCAAACAAAAGAAUUUAUACAGCUUUGGAACAAAUAGAGGGUGAAUAAUUCAUAACAGAAUUUUCAUUUUGGGGUAAACUAGUGCUUUAAGUCACUUAGAGAAACAGAAAGAUGCUAAAACUUGUUACAUCAAUAGACUGUGGUCAAUGUUGAAGAAUCCAGAAUUGAUUUCAUUAAGUUGUGUAGAUGUUUAGGGUUUAGAUGUGUCUUUUUUAUUCGUGAAACAUAAUAUUUUCUGAAAUCUAAACAACUUUAGCACAAGUAUUUAUUAAUGAGUCACAUUGUCUUUACCAAAUCAGUAGUUUAUUGCGUUCUUCAUUAUUUUUUAUUUGUUUUUGUUUUAUUCCUGUCAGAUAUAUUUCUCUUUUAAGCCUGUCUGAGAUUUAAAGCUGUUAAAGUCUUCAAAAACUUUAAAGUUAACAAAAAUAUAGAGAUUCAUCACAGCAAUGAUGCACAAAUGCUCACAUUUAUAAUUUCCCCCAAACAUCAGAGUGGACCAAAGCUUUAGCUAAAACAAUCCAAGAGGUUAAAAAACCAUAGUUUAUUUUGUUACUUCGUAGAUUGAAUAUGGUUUUUUAUCCUGUUGCCGACCAUUUUGUCCUUGCUGGUGAUUUCAACAAUGGACAAAAUGAAGUGUAGCACUUUCUCUACUCAAACAGGAGGGAAUGUUUAAAUCAUACCCUGUUUUACUACCAAAGUAUUAUAUUUCUCUGCAUUGACAUCUCAGUGUGGGUUUCUUUGAGUUAACAUCUAAAGGUCAAAGAACAAACCCAUUCGGAAUACCAAGCAUGUUCCCAUCUGUUACAAUGUCACCCUUUUAAAGGCAGAGUUCAAAAUCACCAACACCCUUGAGUUGCCUUUGACAAUUACUUGUACAAUCCAUUACUUGUUUGAAAAAUAUAUGUUUAUAUGAAAACUGCUUGUACUAUUUGUCUGUCAGAAUGCUUAUGUAAUAAAUCAGUAAAAAUGCUGUAAUAUAAAUCUAAUGUAAAUCAGGUACAUCCAGAUCAUUUACUGACAACACAGUCUCAUGGAAACUCAUAACUAUUUUACUUUUUAGCAAAUUGGUGGUAAUUCAUAUUUUGUGUGAGUUUGUACGAUCACAUUUAUACAUUUUUUGGUGGACCUUUACGAUGCUUUUUCUUAAAAUUGUGUACAAUUCACAUCAUACAAAUUCAUAGGAACUUGCCACCCAAAUAGUUAUGUUUUCCCUUGAGAUCCGUUCGGUUUUGUGAAAGAUGUCAAGUAUAUCAUCUCUGCACAGUUCCAUUGGAGUCAUAUUCUUCACACUAUACAAAUGCAUGGAGGCCAGUGGUCGUGCUGUGAUCUUUGCAUUUGUAAAUUUAUGGAUGACAUUUAGCACCUAAAGUGCACUUUUAAUUUAAAGUUGCUCCGAGAUGGCUAACUAUCCAAUUCAAUCAUCUCUAUAUAUGAUGUAACUAUAUUUGGAUUGUCACAGUGUUUUCACUGAAUAUGAUCCUGCAUUGCCUAUAUUUGUAUGCCAGAAGAACUGCAUUGUUGUCAAAUGUUUUUGAUCUAAUACUGAACUGCAGUACUAUCAGUAUUCGCAAAAAUAACAUAGGCCGUUAUUGUAUGUAAUAUGGUACUUGAUAUCAUUUUAAACAUGUGAAACCUGUGUAUUCCGUUUGUAUUACGUGCAGUGCAUAUGCACUUCUGGCUUUGUUUUGUGGAGAAUAACAGGACAGUAUUCUAACUAAACUCUGAACAGACUAUUCUCUUCUUCCGCACACCCACUCUCAGUUAAUAAUGGCUGUGCCUUUAGGAAAGUGUUUCCAUGACUACUGAAUAUGAGUGCAACUUGUGCGUGUGUGUUGCUCAGCUGUUUGGUUAGGAAAUGGAGACAGUACAAAUCUCAGAAGCCACUGUGUGAAGAGGAGGAGAAGAGAUGAAUUUUGGCAGGCAACAGGUGAAGAUACAGUAUUAGUGUGAGAUGGCACGAGCAUGAUUCAGGAGAGGAGAGAGAGAGUGCAUUUGAGACUUGAGAAAUGAGACUUGCACUGGAUGGACAGAAAUGUAAUAAAGGAUACUAAAGGAAACAUUACAGAAACCUCUUAUCUUAAGUCCUAUGUUCUUACAAAAAUGAACGUUCUUUCAUCAUUUACUCACCCUCAUGUCUUUCAAAACCUGUAUGACUUUUUUGUUCUGCAGAGCACAAAAGAAGAUAUUUUGAAGAACGUUGGUAACCAAACAACAUUGGCCCACAUUGACGUCCAUUGUAUGGACACAAAAGACAUUUCUCAAAAUAUCUUCUUUUGUGUUCCACAAAAGAAAGAGUCAUAGGCUAUACUCUAAAAACUCAACCCUCACCGAGGAGCAUGUAUAUUUAAAAUAAAUACUUAGUGAUAGUUCACAGCAAAAUAAAAUGUUACAUUUACUCAAAACCUGUUUGACUUUCUUCCGCAGAACACACAAAAAAAAUAUUUUUAAGAACAUUGUUAACUUGUACCCAUUUACUUGGUUUUGUUUCCAUACAAUACAAGUGAAUGGGUGCCGGCUACCAACUUUCUUCAAAAUAUCUAAUUUUGUGUUCUGCAGAAGAAAGAAAGUCAGACAUGUUUGAAAUGACAAGAGGGUGAUUAAAUGACGACAUUAUUUUCAUGUUUGGAUGAACUAUUACUUUGAAGUUCAACAUUAUAAAUGGAUGUUUGGACUGAAGCAUCUCCUUUUUUUUUGCUAGUCAGCAGUAUGAGCUAAUUCCUCUUAGCAAAACUAAUGACAGCGUUUGUUUUAAACAACUAAUUUUAAAGCUCUUGCAUUGACAAUUUUGGUGGCAAAACAGCACAGCAAGGUCUUAAUUUACCUAAUGGGUUCCAAAUGAGAGAUUUGUGCUUAGUUAGCAUGUCGGCUAACCCUUCUUGUUAAAUGGGCUGUGUACAGACUACCUCACCACACUCCAUACAACAAGCAUGUGUGCACCUCCUCUGCCUAUUAAACUUGUUUGUGUUUUAAAACAGCUUUCUGGGUUUAUCUGACAGUAUGAAUCACACACGGCUGUCAGUUUUGGGGGCUGUGUAAUCCUAAAAAAAUAUGCAUUGACUGUUUUUGACAUCUGAUUAUACCGUGAGAUUGUGUUCGAUUAUGACACAAGUAUGCACAGGGCAAAGUAGUUUCACUCAAUGGCAUUGUAUUUCCUACUUCAGCAAAAUUGUUGGCAGGUAUGAACACACUAUGCCAGAUCCCAAGAAAGUCACUUUCCAAUUGUUGUCAGCUAUUUAAAUGGGUCAUAUGGCAUGAAUACGUGUUUUUCUGUGUCUUUGGUGUGUUAUAAGUUGCCCAUGCAUGUAUUAGACACGUACUGUAUAAUUGCAAAAAUUAAAGUGUCGGAACAAAGGAUGCAUUGUAUCUAAAAGCGAAUGCUCACCCAGACCUGCCUGAAACGCCUCGUGUAACCACACCCCCACAAAUCUAUGUCAGUUCGUGGUAUGUGUUGACUAAGACCACCCAAAUGUAUACGCAAGUAAGGCGGGCGUACCUGUCAGCACAAUUGCUCUGGAACCUGAUGUUCCAAAUAUGGUAAGAGGCGUUACAUUUCUGUCACACGCUUGCAGUAUUUGACCAAUCACUACGCACUGGUUAACAGGCCGAUCAUAGCACACCUCGCUUUUCAGAGCGAUGAGCUUUGUAAAAAAUAUGCGAGUUUCAGAGAGGCGGGGCAAAGGAGAUACAAACAUGCACGGUAUGUGGAAAAUACAGCGUUUUUGAACCUUAAAUCGUGUAUACACAUUGCAUUACAUGUAAAACAAAUGAUAAUUUUAUUUUUUGCCGUGUCAAAUGACUCCUUUAAAUCAGACCGGCUAUUUAGAGGAGUCUAUAUAUUUAGUACAGUGGUUCUCAAACUUUUUCGUUGUAAGGCUCCCUUUGUGUUAAGUGCAUCGCUUUGCAGCCCCCCAUAUAAAGACGUAUAAUCUUAAACUUAGAAUUUUAAUUAAACCAAAAACAUUCAGUUAUACAAUGCUAAAACCUCAAUUAUUUUGGUUGGUGGUGUCAUUUUUCUGAUGUUUGAUUGCAUAAAAUCUAUGAUAAAUUUCUAUAUUUCAUAAAAUGCCACAAAAUCUGUGGCCCCCCUGGAUCCAUCUUGGGGGCCCCCAGUUUGAGAACCACUGAUUUAGUAUGUUGCCAAACCUGUACCAAAAAAACGUACAUAGCAGUCAUAAAAAUAUUCUGUAUGUUUAAACACAGAAAAAUGUACAGUGGCCACAAGCCAAAAAAGUAUUGAGAAAAAUAUUGAGAGCUAGAAGAAUCUUGAGACAAACAGAGGAUCU